Molecule: messenger RNA, 784 nt
Organism: Haliotis rubra (blacklip abalone)
Lineage: Eukaryota; Metazoa; Mollusca; Gastropoda; Lepetellida; Haliotidae
Product: protein Abitram-like
Exons: 5
Coding region: 61-639 (192 amino acids)
Biological process (GO): regulation of actin filament polymerization; regulation of filopodium assembly; dendrite morphogenesis
Cellular component (GO): filopodium tip; nucleus; lamellipodium
Molecular function (GO): actin filament binding; actin monomer binding
Source: RefSeq, a predicted model, not a curated record
ACAAAGUUAAAAAAAGUAUUGACUUCCGGAAUUGCGGUAAACCUCUUUCUACAGAUCAAAAUGAACAUUAGUGAGCCAAAUGCGAAGAUGGAAGUUAAACAAGACGAAGCUGUAGGAUCCGAAAGACCCCCUUCUGUUGUGGAAAGAUAUUUUGAACAACGGUUUAAAAUCAAUGUGAAAGGGAAGCAGAGAGAAGACCACUGCGUAUUGUCCCAUUCAAACAGAAUCUGCAUUGUAACAUUAGCACAAUCUCAUCCAGUUGUUGCCCAGAAGAAAAAGGUCACGUCUGUCAACUUCAAAGUUAAUGACAACCUUGACAGACUUGACAACAAAGUAACUGGAAAAUCAAAAAGAGGAGCCCAGAUUUUGAAAGCCAACUCACCACUGUGUAAAAUUACGUGUGAUGAUGGGUCGGAGUACACUGUGUAUAGCUGCAUCAGAGGAAUGCUGGUUGAGGUCAACGAACAUCUGUCACAAAAACCAAAUCUUCUUGUCAAUAAAUUUCAGACUGAAGGAUAUAUUGCUGUCGUUCUUCCCCGCCUUUAUGAAUUCGAGAGGGAGAUGAAGUCGUUACUGUCACACGAAGAUUACAAAUCCAAGAUGGCCGACCGAGAUUUGGAGACUCCAGGUGACACUUGAUCGUAGUCCAGGUACCAAAUCGGGGUGGGUUAGAGAACGGCAGGAGGAGUCUACUGCCAUGGACCAGUGGUAUCUCAGCCUGUGUUAUAAUAGGAACAUGUGCCCUAUUUUUUGUGUGAAAAAAAGUAAAGAAACUGAGAUCAUU